Messenger RNA from Botrytis deweyae, 8808 nucleotides. RefSeq lists its product as uncharacterized. The record is from RefSeq and is a predicted model, not a curated record. The transcript is spliced from 4 exons. Bases 1 to 8808 code for a protein of 2935 amino acids. NCBI's taxonomy places the organism in Eukaryota, Fungi, Ascomycota, Leotiomycetes, Helotiales, Sclerotiniaceae.
AUGCCUUCUUUCAUUAAGGCCAUUGAAAAUGGUCUUCUUCCUGGCGAGCUAAGGGAUAGGUUGAAUCAUGCCAUCAAAAUCUGGCCUGGAGAUCCUCGAUCAGCCAUUGAUUGGUUCCUCGAGGGAGGAAAUGUACCGACGAACACCAUUGCCACCAUGACCUUCGUGAGAUCGCUCUUGUUUUACUUCGACGACGAGGAGUACGUUUGUGGUCAAAUUCUGACACUCUUGAGCUCCUAUACUCUUGAAGGCCUGGUAUUAUUGCUUUUUCCUCGCAAUCUGUUGGAUCAAAAAGUGACAGCAACGCCAGCCAACUUUCCAUACAAUUGGACAACCACCAAUCUGACAAUUACCAAAUUGGAAGAAGUACGCGCUGAAUUCCUCGAUAAUCACUCACUUAUCGUGUUGCUUAUUCUGUUGAGAGAGGGCAAGUUCUCCAUCAAAGAGCGCCCUCGACAAAUUGCCGAUUGCAUUCUGACCGCGAUGAUCGGUGAUGAGCUUGAAAUCGGAUCGCCAGAGCUUUUAGCCUUUGUAAAGAAAGCCUUUCCAGACUUGAAAGACGCAGAAUUUUCAGCCGCGAUUGAAUUCAUCAAGACUUUGAAAAUCUUCUCGAGUCUAGUUGAAGAUCCUGAGGACGUGGUGCAUCUCUAUAACUCCAACUACCAUUCUGUGCGAAGCAUCACAGCCCAAUCAAAGAGCAACUUUAAAAAUACUUUGGUCACAGCUGGUACCAGCGUCGAGAGUUCACUCAAGAUAUAUGACUGCGCAGAACGUGUCGAUUGCUGGAACGAGCAACUCUGGCUACAUUUGAUGAAUUCCCGUAGAGCAGAUUCAGUCAUGAUUGACCCUUAUUUUGAAGGGGAGAUCACAAAUGUACCAAGUGAUGAAAGUUGGAUGGGCAAAUCCCAUAACAAUCUCACCGAUAUCUUCCGGCUUGAAGAUACGACUUGUGAGGAAUGCUGUUCUAUCACAUCCCUGUCCGCGUAUUUCGCCGAUCUUCUGAGCCUGCUCAGUAAUACGACGCCGACGGGCUCAAACCCAAAAUAUGAUGACCCGCCAGGCACUCGGAAUAGUCUGUUAAAUAUCCUGUCACAACGGCGUCCAGACCUCAGGAACCUUGAACUUACCUGUGCAAAUUCGCAGACUUUGAUUCCGUACAUCAGUCUUGUGAAUGAGGUGCUUGAAUCUUUCAUCCGCCAUAAGUGUCUUGGUUCGCCAGAUUCUAUUCGAGUAUUCAAUACUCCUAUUGAUGCCCAAGACAAUGAGCAUUCUCCUACACCACUCAAUUUGCCAGGGAACACAGACUACGAGGUCUAUUCUAAGAUCAUCUCAAAGCAGAGAUUCCCCUUUACCUGCUUUCCAUACGACCAGGCGCGUAACAUGGUACUCUCUUACUUUGACAUUUUCCAAGUAGCCCAUUGUGACUUCGUUGAGAAAUUUCAAGCACCAGAGACUAUUCUGCAAACAAUAACAGCAACAACUACAGAUGAAGUGAGAAGAUCGCUGAACUCGGGAGCGAAAGAAGUCUUGGAGAGGCAAAGAGCCGCAGAAGCACUAGGCCUGCACCAGAUGGAAUUUGCAGCUAUUACCGGAGAAAGUUUCUACCCACAAUCCUUCAGUGACCUCGUCAAAGGUCUUUCAAGUAACAACAUUAUUGAUACGAGAAUACAGGAGCAUGAGUUCUGCCAGAUGUGGGGUUAUGAGGAUGAUGAAACCAUGCUAAGCGCCGCAAAGGGCUUAACACAGAUCAAAAGUCAAUUGAUGCAGAGGUCCGGGCUGGAGUUUCAAGAUGUCCUCGACCUUGUAAAGACCCAGCUUUUCGACCAACAGCUGGUUAUUACUAAUGAAGCUGGGUCUAACGAAUUCACCGAGUCACUUGCAGAGCUUCGACUGCUAUCAAAUGCAUCGAGUCCACCUUUCCAGCCUCUUACUUCAAGCAUAUGCCGAAACAUUCAAUCAUUCUUACGUCUCAAGGCCAGGAUUGGGUGGUCAACCAAAGUACUCGAUGCUGCUAUCCACUGCUUACGCAACAGGGAAAUGGAGAAUUCACCAUCUUUCAGAUCGAACACUGCAUCCCAAGUCGCUUCGAUUUCCGUAUACGUUAUUAAAGGAAUUGCCUCCAUUGUCAAGCUGAGUGACCUAUGCGGAUUAGAACCUGCUGCUCUUAUUCCCCUAUGGGGUCUCAUCGAUUCAUUUGGCGACGAAUCUCUCCUUCAUCGCAAAUUCCUCAGCCCUUCUCUGGGAGAAAUAUUCGCAGUUCCCAAAGACUGUGCAUACUUCCAACCCAGAGGGAAAGCAAUUAAAAUUCAAGAGUGCGGUGCGAGCAUUUGUGCAAGCCUCAACUGGCGUUUCGAGUACUUUGAUGAUCUACUCGAAGCCACAAAUCUUGCAAAUGAUGACCUGAACAUCGAGAACUUUUCUGUCUUGUAUCGAUAUGUGACCAUAUGUCGAAUGCUUUCUGUCCCUCCUAAAGAAUGUGUGCCAUUCUUCAAGAUCUUCUUUGACAAGGAAGAUCCCUUGACAAAUCCCAAUAAGACGCUUGCUACUAUUACGAAUUGGACAACGUUACUGAACUCAGGCUGGACUAUUGAAACACUUGUACUAGCUCUUGGGAAAUCAACGAGUGGUGAAAGCAGUAUUACUGGAGGAAACCCUGGACAAAAACUUGCGAGUGCGAUACUAGAUGGGACUAAAGACUUGAGAAAAUCACUUUCAUCACUUUUUAAUGGAGCCAUGCCCACUCAUGAAACUAUCGUCGAAUGUGCGGGACGUGCCUUUGACUCAAUUACGGCCAGUCUGGUCGUUGAAUUUGUCGAGGGAUCUCAGAUUCGAACCAAUACUGCAAAGCUUGACACACAGCAAAUGUUACAGAACCUCAUGAAUAUAUCCAAAAACUGGCCAACUAAGAUUUCUGUAAUCCCUUCCUCAACAGCUAGUUCGUGGUCUGUCCAACUCAAACUCACAGGCAUAUUGACGACGAACGAAAAGCAAAAGAUCAUAGAUGAAUCUGCAGGACUUCCUACCGUGAAGACCGCACUACAAAGUCUCGUUGAGAACUCUCUCUUUCCUCAAGCUGUCAUCAAGUCCCGUUUCCAGAGCAACAUAAACGGGCUUAAAGAUGAUAUUCUUUUGCAAGACUGGGCCCCAUCCAAGCUCUCUGUCAAUCCAAUCCCCUCUGUGAAUGACAUUUUGAUUGAGACAGAGUCACAAGUACAAGCACGACGAACUGCCUUCGUCAAAAUGGCGAAACCCGUGAUUGUUCAAGACACUCUCACAACAUCUAUCCUCAAUACCAUGAAAGAUCUUGUGGAAGGUGUUGAUAUAACAGUUCUUUCAACUCUUCUGACAGAAACUGUGAAGGUAUCAACAAACGAUGAAAAUGCACCCGAAUCAGCUAUGACAGCUCUGAAACAGCUCAGUGAACCAGUUGAAAUCAUGACUGAGGCGGAGACGCUAGAUGCAUACUUCACACCCACGACAACAGAUGAUUUCAAUCUGCACUAUACUGGUGCGUUGAAUAGCCCUAUCAGUCUAAUGAUAAAUGGGAUCGAGGUGCCGUUUGAUACCGACUCGAAAACGUGGAACGCAUUUCGCAUGAAUGCCAGACAGCCAUAUCUUCUACAGAGUAGCAUUCGUCCAACCCAAAUCUCAUGGUCAACAUGCAGAUCAAUGACGACACCCUUCACUGAUGAAGAGCUUCAGUCAUCGACAUCUAUCCAACGAGCAGCAUCGAUUUUGGAGGCUAUCCAAAGAGCAGUGUGCAUUUGCCAAACUGUGAAACUCACGACAUCAGAGCUCGAAUAUAUGAACAGAACGGGAAAAACAGAAGAUGAGAUGCUGUCAAUGAAUCUUAAUACACCAUCUCUAAUAAACUUGGUGCAGCUCCAAGAGUACCGCGAGCUGAGGGAUAAUAUAAUGAUCGCGGAUAGUGACCUAAUCAGCCUUUUCUCGUGGCUAUAUAACCCUAAAAAUCCAGAUAUGAAGACAAUUGCAACCAAAAUUGCAGCAAGCACUGGUUGGAAAGACACGUUGGUAGAAAGCGUCCUCAAUGCAAAAUACCCAAGCCAUACUCCUGCGGAUCUUGUAGCAGUUUUGCGCAAUCACGAUGCCUUUAUCAACCUUAGAGCCAUCCUUGCUCUCUACGAGGGUUUGGGUAGCGCAUCUGAUGUUACCUCCAAGCCUCUGAUGACAGAACUGUUUAAUCUUGCAAAACCUCUAUCACAGCUCAACAGUGGAGAUACAUAUAUGGAAGCCGCCAAGAAUCUGCAAAAAAGAUUGACACCUUCACAACGAGAGGCAUCAGAUGAAGGUUUAAUGGAGAGCCAGCGCAAGACACUCGUAGCUUAUCUUCUGCAACAAAAGUUCAUCACCCAAGACCUUGGUAUAUGGGAUGCAGAUGGGCUAUUUGAGUAUUUCUUAGUCGAUGUACAGAUGGGGCCACAAAUUCGAACUUCGCGCAUAAAGACAGCCAUCUCGGUCGUGCAAAUGUUUGUUCAACGCUGUCUUCUCGGAAUGGAAGAAGGAGUUUCGAAGUCAGUUCUGGGGCAUGAAAAAUGGGACUGGCUACAACAGUACACUCUCUGGGAGGUGCAUAGAAAGAUAUUCUUGUAUCCUGAGAACUGGAUUGAUCCAUCACUCCGAGAUGACAAAUCUGAGCUUUUCGACCAGUUUGAGGCCACCUUAAUGCAGAAAGACUUAAGCAUCAAGACGUUUCUUCAAGCUAUCCAGAGUUAUUUGUAUGAUCUAGAUGGAAUUUCGAGUCUCGAUAUAGUCGCGUAUGUUCAUGAACCGCAACCAGCAGCAUCGGACACUUUUCACUUGUUCGGCCGGACCCGCAGUGGGCCGUAUACCUUCUACUACCGUACCCUGACGAGAUUGAGGACUGCUGAGGUAUUUUGGCAACCAUGGUCCAAGGUCGAGGUCGACAUUGCGUCAAUUGAGACGGAAUGGGAGGGCCAAAGACUCGUGGAUACGGGUAGUUAUCUGCUUCCAAUAAUGAUCAAGGGUAGGCUGUACUUGUUCAUGCCAUCAAUUGUGCCCAAGACGUUAGUGAAGAACAUCUCAAGCAUGUCCAAUGUAAAAACUUUUGACGCUCUGCGCGAUCAAAAUCCAAACAUAGCAGAGCCUGUGCGCAUCUGGGAAAUAACAAUGGCGUGGACAGAGUUCGUCAACGACACUUGGGCACCCAAGAGAGUUUCCUCUGGUAGUCUCAGUGUGGGCCUAGAGGCAUCUUCAUCCCAAAUCCGGGUCGAUCCCACAUUACAAGACAAUACUUUGACACUUAAGGUCAGCUAUGGUGAGGCUGGAAAAACCACUUCCAAGGCCAUUGGUUUAUUCAUAUUCUGCAAUGACCAAAUAAGCACAUCAAACACCGUAGCAACCUCUACUCAGGCGGGUUCGUUUGCAACAUACUUUCAAAAAGCAUUGAAACAAGGAAUGGAUCUCGAAUCACUCCCCGGAGGUUCCAAAUAUACUAAUUCCGCACCUCUGAUUUGGGUGCCACCUGAGCUGGAGAGUACCAAUGGGGCUUCAGAUGUCUCCUGGACUUUGUCAAAGUUACCACAGAGGGUGACAGGACUAGUUGUCAGCGCAAAGGUUAGUGAGGGCAGAAGAGCAAGUUUCUUCAAUAUACCAAAAAUGGAGCUUCUCAGUUCGACAUGGACCAAAGACGUCAUCAAGAACAAUACGGAACUUGUUUCUAUUGACCACAUAUUUUCGCACGAACUCAUGGAAGCAACCUCUGACCGAAUUGAUCCGCUACGUUGUUUGUAUAACAAAAUAGCACAGCUACCUGCUGGUGCGAUGAGAGAAAGUUUUGGAGCUGGUAGUCAUGAGGCAUGGUAUCAUGAGCUAGGACGUCCCACCGCUAUCUACAAUUGGGAGGUUGGCCUACACACAGUAUUGUUGGCAGUCGAUCGAUUUUCUGCCACCCAGCAAUACGAAGAAGCAUUGGAGGUUGCGAGACUGGUCUUUGAUCCAUCUGCCGAUCUUGAAUUAAACACGGAUGACAAAUUGACCUAUCGAUCAUGCUGGCGAUUUCCUCCGUUCCAAGAAAUGGCCCGACAAAUUGCCAUCCGGGGUGAGACUUCGUUCGAUCCUUUGAACCUUGACCAUUUAAGCAAAGAAAUCCAACUUGCCAUUAAGGAGCGUCGUUCGUAUGGUUCACUUGUGCAUGCCGCAGCUAGGGGAAGACCAAUUAGUUAUAUGAAGUGGAUAGUGAUGAAGUACGCAGAGAUCCUCAUCGCAUUGGGCGAUGUUUAUUUUCGCCGGGCUUCGCUUGAGAGCCUACCGAUAGCUACGCAGCGAUACAUCGAGGCUGCGCGAGUUUUAGGAAAGGAGCCGCCCAAAGUACCGGAUUUGGGGAAAAGAAAAAGGAAGGCAAUGACUUUUGAGCAACUGAGAGAAGAGGAUAUUAUGUAUGACUCUGUUGUAUUCGAUUUGGGCUUGCCUUUCUCGGCCAAAUUGAAGAAAGGUGCAGCCGAAACAGCAGACAGAGAUCCAAAAAAAGAGAAUAUCGCUUGUUUCCUUCGAACGAACUAUUUCUGCGCCCCUCUAAAUCCUAAGUUCAAGCAAAUGCGAAGCCUUGUUCAUGAACGCCUUUACAAUCUCCGAAAUUCUUUCGACAUUCAAGGGAAGCCAGUAGUCUACGGCCUUCGUGAACCGCCCAUUGAUCCAGGAGCCUUGAUAAGUCUUAGCAAAGGAGGUAUGGGAGUAUCCGAUAUCCUCAGCAUGGUUUCUGGUGAACGAAAUAGCCCACUACCACGGCAGCGUUUCGACGCUCUUCUGAAGCAGGCCUUAGCAUUAUGUACCGAGGUGCGCAAACUUUCAGGACGCCUUGUAACCGUAGUUGAGAAGAAAGAGAUGGAAACUUUCAACAUCGGUAAUGCUCAGCAUGCUUCAGUCAUACAGAAAAUGAUGCUGGAUAUCAAGAAUGUCGAGCUUGAAGAGGCACAACAAACUGUCGAAUCGCUCUUGAUCAAUCGUAGCUCGCUGGAGGCGCAAUUGAAUUAUUACCUCCAGCUUAUCGGCGAGCCAGAUUCCAUGAUCCCAAAGCCCAAAGAUAGUUGGGUCGAUAUUCAGCAGAGUAUCGACACCCCCACACAAGACGAACUUCGAAUGUCUUCAUAUGAGAAAGCAGAAAUGAUACAAUCCCUCUCUGCUGGCGCCAAGAAUCGCGCGGCCAUAGCCACCGAUGCACUCUCGAUCCCCCUUUAUCUCGUUCCACAAGCAACAACCGACUUUGAACCUCUUGGUGUCGGUGGAUCUAUUUCCUUCGCUGGAAGCGCCAUUGCUGAUUCAGUAGCUGCUGGGUCCACAUUAGCGAGAGGAAUUGCAGCUGUUCUAAUGGACGAAGCCGGUCGAGCAGACAAGAAAGCUAGCCUAACGAUGCAGUUACGGGAGCGAAGACUCGCAGCAAAUAUGAGUGGCCGUGAAAUCAAGUCGAUCGACAAGCAGGUCGAAAUCCAGAAAAUCCAUAUCACUUCAAUCCAGAAGGACAUUGAGAUCCAACAAUCAGAAAUAGAAGAUGCAGCUGGGGCCGAGGAGUGGUACCGUACCAAGUAUACCAGCGAACAAUUGUAUACAUGGAUGGAGAAAAUAUUCAGAAAUCUUUAUUUCCAGGCUUAUGAACUCUCAAUGACCAUGGCACUUCGAGCGGAGAGCUCGUUCAACUUCGAAGCCGGCAGCAAAAGUUCGAUAAUCAACAAAGGGGGGUAUUGGAAUCCUUCUCAAGAUGGUCUUCUUGCUGCCGAAAGUCUUUAUCUAGACCUGAGGAGACUUGAAAGCGCGCAAUUAGAAUGCACAGCUGCUGAUUAUAACAUCAGUAAGACUGUGUCUCUAAAAGACUUUGACCCCAUGGCGUUGAUGAAACUCAGAAUCACGGGAACAACGGACUUCUCCAUUGGCGAACUCCUUUAUGAUAUGGAUUUCCCCGGUCAUUACAUGCGAAGAAUUCGAUCUAUUAGCGUCUCGGUACCAUCAGACAAGGAGAUUGGAGCUAAUACAAAUGCCAUCUUGACGUUGCUAGAGCACAGGUAUCGCGUAACACAAAACGCAGCUGACUAUGCUGCUUCCCAAUCUGCUACUGGAAGUGAAUCAUUUAGAACUGACCGAAUUCCGAUAACAGCAAUAGCGGUAAGCUCUGGUGCUAAAGAUCCCGGAGUGUUUGAGCUCGACUUCUCUGGUCCCCGGUAUAUGCCAUUCGAGGGCGCCGGUGCCAUUUCGGCAUGGCGUCUGGAAUUUCCGGCACCAAUCCGUCAUUUCAAUUAUGAGUCGAUUACUGAUGUGCAACUACACAUACAGUACACUGCUUACGAGGGAGGUCCAACACUGAGGAAGGCGGCAAAAGACGCGGUUGUCCAAGCAGCUCAAUCAAUUGAAGCUCAAGGACAACAUCAAGGAUACUGGGCACUUUGGGACCUCAAGACAGACUUUGCUGCAAAAUGGGCAGAUUUUGAAAACACUCUCCUUACUCCCAACGUGGAAGCUACCCUGGACCUUGGCAAUUUGAAAGACCGUCUGCCUUUCUGGUCACGACACCAAAAAGAACUCCAAGUUCAAUCCUUUACAUUGAUGUCGCGAAAUAAGAAUGUAAGGGACAGAUUGAGUAUAUUGGUGGACCCAAAUUCACCUGCAUACAAUGGAACCGAUGGCAUCUACUCUGGUGAUCUCUAUACCAGACAGUGCGAAAUGACUGAAAAGAACUUGAAUUGGAAACUCAAGGCGAAAGCAGUUCCCCUUGCAUCCGUCGCGAGCGAAAAUAUUUAUCUGUUUGUUCGUUAUAUUUAUGUUGGGAAAAAUAUUUCGUAA